CCAGUGCUUAGAUCAGUACAGCGAAGGAGCGAGAGCGAAUCGAUUUUAAAUGAUCUUGGCCUAAAAGUUAACAGAAAGCCCGGGCUGGAUUUAACAGGGUGCGAAAUGGUUCUCAUCCCGGGCAAACCGAUUGGAGGACGAAACCUUUGUUAUUCAAAGAUCAAUGAAGGCUGCCUAUAACUACCGUGCCACAAAAACAGCAUGCUCUGACAGGCAGGUGUUGAUUUUAGGGACAAGCUGGGCCGAUCCUCAACCUGGCACUAUGGAAGAGAUAAGAAUCAGCAUUGUAAAUGAUAAAGCAACAAGGAAUAAACGUAAUAUAGAGGAGGAAACUGAUCUAUCACCUCCCCCUAAGAAACUGCGCAGUGCUGUGUUCCUCUGCAGCACCCCAAGCUCUGCUCCACAUUGUUCACAGAAUGUAGAGGUCUUUGAUGAGUUUGAUGAUUCUUUAUUGGAAGCCUCAUCGGAUGAGAGUGACUCCCCCUUGCAUAUGACUUUGGUUCAGAUUGAAGAACUCUUGGAAGAUGACUGUGAUUAUGCUGCUGAACCCCCUAGAUGGGAUGAAGAGUCCGAUUCAGUUGGGUUUCUUCAAGAGCUGGCUGUGCCUAACGGAUCCCAAAGUGACCUAGUAGAGUUAAGAAAUCUGAAUAGUCCUUUGGCUGGUGAACAGUCAGAUAGCUCUCAAACUCUGACAGAGGAAACCGUGUGCUCGCAGGACACCAGCAAUUAUGCAGCCAUGGCUCCUUCACCAUGCUGGUCAAAUAUAUCAACUGCAGGACAGAAUGAAGAGGCUGGGGGAAAUGUUUCAACCACAACCUCUCCUGUGCUACAUAAACAUGAGAUGGACAGAGGCAGUCGUGACAGUGACAUUUGCUCAACAUUGUCAUCUUCCCAUUUGCCAGGAGAUUUAAAGGUUGUGGAUGAAAUAAGUGAAACCUCAGACAUUCCCUUUGAUGGGGACAUAGAUGAGCUCUUAACACUGAGCCCUGGAGAUACCACUUCAUCAGAGGAAGACAAAAUAACUUCAGAAUCCACUCCUAUCUUAUCAAAGCUUGAGUCUGUCCCAGUUGUACAUUCACACUCUGAAGCAUUUUGCAAAUCUUCAAGUUCGCUCCAACUCCCUGAAACCUCCCUCGCUUCAAGCACUGAACCUUCUCCCUCACUUCAGCUUUCAGCUUCAUCAGUAACUGCUAUGAAUGGGCAAAACAACUCAAAUAAAGUCCCUCCACCAACCUCAGACACUGCCCCUGGGCCCCAGCUGGGCACUGAUACGAAUAGCCAGAAGAGUAAAGGUCAAAAAGUGGAGCCCAAGAAGAAUAAACCCAUUGAACAGAUUGGCCUUAAACAGGGUGGGAAAUCUUUUGCUGCAUCUGUAGAUCAUCCUGUGAAGGAAAAUCUUGGACAAACUUCUAAAGAACAGGUGGCAGCUUCCAUUGGGUGCAAGAAAAAAGUGAAUCCAUCUCCACUGCAAGAAAAGAAACAUGGUGCUGUGCCCACAAAACCACGAGCAGCUUGCAGGCCACAGAUUUCUAACUCUGAACUGGAAAAAAACAGGAAUAUUUAUCGGGACCGGGUAAUGAUGCAUCUUGAGGUGCACAGUAUAUCUGAAGAACCAAAUUAUGAGUUGGCUUACUUACUUAAUGAAACCAGCAGAGAGAAUCCAACGUGGCAGCACCCCUCUGACUACACUAAAAGGAACUACUAUGUUAGGAGACAGCCUGCCCCUUGCAGUUUGAAUGACUGGGUGAUGCGGAAUGGGGGCCAUUCCAUACAGCGCUUCCAUGGUUUACCUUGCACAUUUAAGAGAAGUCCUAUGCCAGGAGUCCUUCCCACAGGACCUACCUGAAAUUGCAUAUAUGAGUUCACUUUUCCUAAUUGUUUUCCAUUUUUUCUGGAAAAAAUACUGGCUUUCUUAAUAACAUUGACAUUAAGCCUACUUUUUGUUCCAGCUAAAUGUCAAACUCUAUCUGCAGUGGCAAAUAAGUUUUAUGGGCAGCUAGUAAAAUCUUCCUGACCUUUGGGCAGGAACUGAUUGUUGAAUCCAAAUUCCAGACUUGGACACCAUCCAAGUUGUUUGCAGAUUUAUAUUGACAGUGCCUUGUUGGUUUUAUGACCAGAAAUUUUAUGUUUACUGAUUGUUCUGUUGUAAUAAAUGUUAAUUUUCACAGGUUCGUGGUUAUGGCCAUUAGUGAGACACUGUACCUUGAGCUUGCAUUGUAAGCACCUUCGCUUGGUAGGUAGAGAUGCACUGAAUCCACUAUUUUGGAUUCGGCCGAACCCCAGAGUCCUUCUCGAAAGAUUCAUGCGAAUAACGAACCGAAUCCUAAUCCUAAUUUGCAUAUGCAAAUGUAAAUUAGGGGUGGGAAGGGGAAAACAUUUUUUACUUCCUUGUUUUGUGACAAAAAAACAGGGAUUUCCCUCCUCGCCCCUAAUUUGCAUUUGCAGAUUUGGUUUGGCAGCUGAAAAAGGCCGAAUCCCGAACUGAAUCCUGGAUUCGGUGCAUCCCUAUUAUUGGUAGGUUCUUACAAAUCUCCUUCCCUGAACUGAGCAGCUUCUCCCUUUCUCUCUCUGUCUCCCUACAUCAACAAACAGAAAUUAUUUAGUAGUAAAAUUAUAGUGCUUAUUGUCUCUUCAUUUAUAUGUCUUCCUGCAGCUCCUUUGCUUUGCUUCUUUUCCCUUUUACAUUUUUCUGUUUGACUUGGGGAGUUCCAAAUUCUCAUUGUUUCUGUUUCAAUUGCUCAUACAUUGAAAACUUUUUAAUAAAAUUUAUUUCUACAGAAAAAA
Messenger RNA from Xenopus laevis (African clawed frog), 2784 nucleotides. It is a transcript of the gene s100pbp.L, whose product is annotated as S100P binding protein L homeolog. The record is from RefSeq and is a predicted model, not a curated record. Gene Ontology annotation, molecular function: calcium-dependent protein binding. Gene Ontology annotation, cellular component: nucleus. The transcript has 6 exons. Bases 164 to 1846 code for a protein of 560 amino acids. NCBI's taxonomy places the organism in Eukaryota, Metazoa, Chordata, Amphibia, Anura, Pipidae.